This is a messenger RNA of Dreissena polymorpha, 1194 nucleotides long. RefSeq lists its product as uncharacterized. Bases 1 to 1194 code for a protein of 397 amino acids. The transcript has 8 exons. Lineage: Eukaryota; Metazoa; Mollusca; Bivalvia; Myida; Dreissenidae. The record is from RefSeq and is a predicted model, not a curated record.
AUGCACGUUCAAGCCGUCGUUUCUCAGGACUACAUGCGCAACACGCGGACCAGCGAUGGGGUGUGGGGUCUACCCCGGGGGCUGGAGUAUUACAAGGCAAGUUACAAGUGGCAGCUGUCCAAUGUUCUGGAUCCCGAGUACAUCCAUGAGACCGGGCUUGCGGAGGUCGAACGCAUCAUGGGAGAAAUAGAAAAUGGGAGCAUGCUUGCAGAUAACUGUUAUGUUAACCCUUUACCCAAACUACAGAUUGAUACGAACAUGUGCUAUUCAUGCUCUUUCUUGAUGACGCAGAUCAUGAAGAGAGACGGGUUCAACGGAUCUCUUCAGGAAUACUUCGCGGUGUUGAGGCAAAACCAGUCCAAUUUGAGUCAGAUCCGAAUAAAGCGAAAUGCUAAUAAUGGGCCGCUAGGAAUCUACAAGAAUGCAGCCGCUGAUGGAUCCAGACCGGGCGUGUUCUAUGCCAACGUUGACAAUGGUCCAGUCGCCAAGUUUACCAUGGCAUCGCUGCUGGUCCAUGAGACGGACCCCGGACAUCACCUGCAGGACGCCUACGCUCUCACCAAUCCAGCCAUUCCCAUGUUCAGGAGAGCCGUCGACUACUCCAAGUACUUCGCCGCCCCUGUGCAUUUCCCGUUCUAUACCACUUACUCAGAAGUACAUGGAUGGGGCCUAUAUUCGGAAGAACUGAGAGAUGAAUUAGGGGUGUAUCAGGAUGACUACGACCGACUUGGCAAGUUUAAUCAGCAGAUCUUCCGAGCAGCGAGAUUAGUAGUGGAUACGGGAUUGCACGCGAAAAAAUGGAGCCGAGCUGAUGCUAUAGGUUACAUGCUGAACAACACCGCCUUAGCCAGGGCCAACAUUGAGCGGAAGAUAGACCGCUACAUCACGUUGCCUGGCCAGGCGACGGCCUACACUAUUGGAAACUUGAAAGUUAUCGAGCUGAGGCGACGGGCAACCAUUAGGACAUGUGGGUUCUUUGAUGUGAAGAAGUUCCACAGUGUGUUACUGAAGAACGGGGCUCUGUCGAUUAGCAUCCUGGAUACGAUGGUAGACGACUGGGUGAUGGAAGUCCGCCAAAAGCACGCUAUUUCUGGUUCCGAUUGUCCUAACGCAGUUUCGGUCGCUUUAACAACAAACGCUGCUGCAACAUCAACUUUAAUCUCUUUCGUCUUUAUACUGUACUCUAUUCUGUGA